Messenger RNA from Spirodela intermedia, 1860 nucleotides. The record is from the annotation of a GenBank genome assembly. Lineage: Eukaryota; Viridiplantae; Streptophyta; Magnoliopsida; Alismatales; Araceae.
AUGGCGCGGCGGCGAUGGAGCAGAGCCGAGGAGGAGCGGGUGGUGGCGCUGGUGGAGAAAUGCCGCCUCUCCCGCCGGAAGCUCCAGCAGGUGCACUCGCACGUCCUCGUCUCCGGGGGGCAGCACAACAACUACGUGGCGGCGAAACUCGUGCGGGCUAUGGCGGAGCUCGGGCACCUCCGCGAUGCCCGCGAGCUGUUCGACGCUAUGCCCGAUCCGAAUGACUUCCUCUGGAACGCCCUCAUCUGGGGCUAUGCAAGACCCCCCGACCCUGACUGCGCUGGGGGGCAAGACUGCUGCUGGGAGGCGCUCCAUUCGUACGGCCGGAUGCACCGGUCGCUCUCCUCCUCCCCGCGGCCGCUUGCGUUCACUCUCUCCUCAGCUCUGAAGGCCUGCGCGAAGCUCUCAGCCGUGGAGGAGGGAACGCAGAUCCAUGCUCACGCGUUCAAGUACGGCUUCCAGUCCGACGCACGGGUGCAGACGACCCUGGUCGACCUCUACGGCUUCUGCCGCCGCCCCGCUGACGCCCGCCGGGUCUUCGACAGGAUCGUCUCGGCGAGCGGAGGAAUAGGUGACGUUCAGGUGUGGAACACCAUGAUCGCCGGAUACCACCUCUCCGGGGAUGCAGACGCUGCUCGGCGCCUGUUCGAUGAAAUGCCCGAGAGGAAUACCUUCUCCUGGAUGGAGAUGGUCCGGGGUUACGCCGCUACCGGACGGCCGGAGGAUCUCCGUCGGCUCCUCAAGGUGCUACCUCUGGCUCGGGAUGACGUCGAUAGGGUGGUCAUCUCCACCGCCGUGAUCACGGGCUUCCUGAAGUGCGGGGAUGCGGCCGCGGCCCGAGUGCUGUUUGAUGAAAUGCCCACCCCGGAUGUCGCAGCAUGGAACGCCAUCAUCUCCGGCUAUGCCGGAGCGGGACUGCCGGAGCAGGCGGUCGACCUCUUCCGGCUCUUGCUGGAGGACUGUACGGUGAGGCCCAAUCGAGCGACCGUCGUCGCCGCCGCCGCUGCCUGCGCCCAGUUGGGUUCGGCAGAGUCGGCAAGGUGGGUGGCAGACUGCGUCGACCGCCGCGGCGCCGAGCUGCUAAACGGCCACGCCGUCGCCGCCCUCGUCGACAUGCACGCCAAAUGCGGUGACCUGCGGCGGGCGUGCGGCAUGUUCCGGCGGUGGAACCCGAAGGACCUGGUCUGUUACAGCUCCAUGAUAGCCGCCUUCGGCGUCCACGGCCGGGGGAAGGAGGCUAUCGAGCUUUUCGGCGAGCUGCUCGCCGCAGGGUUGAGGCCCGACGGCGUCUGCUUCGUCUCCGUCCUCGCCGCGUGCAGCCACGCCGGGCUGGUGGACGAGGGCCAGCAGAUCUUCCAGUCCAUGAGGCGCGACCACGGCAUCUCCCCGGCGACGGAGCACUACGUCUCGCUGGUGGACAUGCUCGGCCGCGCGGGCCGCAUCGACGAGGCCCUUUGCACGAUAGCCGAGGAGAUGGUUCCGGCGGUGGGGCACCAUGCCGGCGUCUGGGGCGCGCUGCUGGGCGCCUGCCGGAGCCACCGGAAUGUGCCAGUGGCGGAGGAAGCCGCCCGCUGGCUGAUGGAGCUGGAGCCCAACAACGCCGGCAACUACGUGCUGCUAUCGAACGUAUACGCCGCCGCCCGGCGGUGGGAGGACGCCGCCCGGGUGAGGGGGCUGAUGAGGCAGCGGGGCAUGCGGAAGCCGCCGGGGUGGAGCUGGCUGGAGGUGAGCGGGAGAACGCAGAGGUUCCUGACGGGCCAGUUGGACGAGCACUCCGAACUGCAGCCUGUUUUGGCAGUGUUGGGUUGGGAAUUGAGUGGCGAAGGGCUGCCGCUCAUCUUUCCCACUGAAGUAGAGUGA